Molecule: messenger RNA, 1632 nt
Organism: Diachasmimorpha longicaudata
Lineage: Eukaryota; Metazoa; Arthropoda; Insecta; Hymenoptera; Braconidae
Gene: Traf6
Product: TNF-receptor-associated factor 6
Exons: 5
Coding region: 91-1347 (418 amino acids)
Biological process (GO): protein K63-linked ubiquitination; tumor necrosis factor-mediated signaling pathway; innate immune response
Molecular function (GO): tumor necrosis factor receptor superfamily binding; ubiquitin protein ligase activity
Source: RefSeq, a predicted model, not a curated record
ACGUUUUUACAACUUGACUUGACAGAACUCUCGAAUGUGCCUUUUGAAGGGAUAACAAGUGUCAUAUAAAAAUCAGAAUUAGUACAGGAUAUGUCUAAAGUCGUGGAGGGAGUUCAGAAUGCACCAGAUGAAAAUCACAAGGAGGACGAGUUAUCGACCAGAACAUUUGAGUCACGUUUUGAGUGCCCGAUUUGUCUCUCCUGCAUGAGGGACCCGAUCCUGACGACCUGCGGCCACAGGUUCUGCUCGAAAUGCCUCCACAAAUGGCUCGAAGAGAAGAGCAACAGUUGUCCUGUGGACUCGACACCCCUGAAACCAGAGAACGGAGAUCUCUUCCUCGAUCGUUACACAAAGAGGGAGAUAUCUCAGUACAAAACCAAGUGCCCUUAUCAACAAUUUGGAUGCACUGUCGAGUUGAGCCCUAUUGAUAUGGAUGGGCACAUCAAUGAUUGCGAGUUCAAGAAGAACGUUGCCAGGGGUGAGAAGAUUGACUGUGAUUUCAAGCAUGUUGGGUGUGGAGAGUCCUUCGAGGACAGGGAUGACAUGGAAAGGCACCUGGAGGCCAAUCACAAUUGUCAUCUGAUGAUGAUGGGAAAGACAAUGACGCAGAUGAUCAUCAAUCAGUCCGACGUGAACAAAAAAGCGAGAGACUCGAAGCUCUGGGAUCCACCACCGAAAAAUAAUGGACAAUUAGAACCUGAUAAUAGUCAUACAAACGUGGAACAAUUACUCAAAGAUCUCUAUGAGAGGAUUGUCGUGCUAGAACAGCAGAAUCGCGAGCAGUCGAUCAUAAUCUCCAACCAGAAGGCGACAAUAGCCACGAUCCAAGAUUCCCUCACUUCGCUUCACGAGCGGUCCCUGAAGAAUUGUAAUGGAAUUUACAUCUGGCGAAUAGACAAUUUCAGCCAGAAACUGACGGAGAUGAUGGGAGAGUCAAGAAUGUUUUACACUGACGAGUUUUACACUCAUGAAAAUGGUUACAAAGUCCGGGGGAGAAUAAAUAUAUCUAUGGAGAAUAUGGACAGAUUAUCGAUCGUUCUGCACUUCGUGCCAUCGGAGAACGACGACGCCCUGGAUUGGCCGUUCGUCGGAGUUAUGUCGUUUAUUCUGGUGCAUCCUGAGGACUCGGAAAAGUCCAUCAGGGCGAGGGCGUACUCUGUACCCAACGUGGAGGCUUUCAAGAGACCAGGAACAGAGAUGAAUAAGAGGAGUUUUGGUUACCCUGAGUUUAUAUCUCUUCACGAUUUGCCCAACUUCACCAGUAACGAUCGAUUGAUUUUUAGGAUUGAAGUUAAGGCUUCGGAUGGAUUGGAGAACGAGCCCGAAUUCUGUGAUAGAAUUGCGUGAAGAGAAAAACAGCUGUUGGAUUUUAAAAAAUUUCUGUUGAACUACCACUAGAGUUUUUAAUUGCAUUUCGUCGGAAAUCGGCUGAUCGUUCAUUAGUUUUCACCGAUUUUUAUAGAUAAUUCAGUAUUUUUUUAUACCACUCUCACACGAAUCUCCCUAGAAUAUUUCCAGAUUCAUCAGACGAAUCAUGAACUCACAAGAAAUAUUUAAUGAGCAAUUAUGUAGAUAAUAAUAAAUGUGGAAAUUAUGACGAGUUGAACAAUAAUAAAAAAUUUGUAUUAUUUA